AAAACGCAGUACCGUCAUCAAGAGUACCCGUCAUAAACAUUUGGUCUCUUGAAUAGUGUACAUCGAAUUAUUUCAUAGUUUCCAUCCGACUUCAAUAUGUAUUCUUCCGAUUGUGGUGUACAAAAAAUGUUGAAACGCACAAACACCGAUCAACAGUGAUUGCGGCUGUGGAAAAUAAAACACGAAGAAAACACACAAUUUGAAGGAGAAGACGAUAAAUAAUAAUAAACGAACAUAAAACAGAUGUACACGGUAUUGUGCGCUGUUCUGUGCUGUGCUUACAUACACACGAGUAAAAAAUCGAAUAGCGGUGUAUUUUGUAUUAAUUUUUCGUUUAUAAUUGAAAUAAAAUGACAAGAGAAAUUAAGUGACUGACACCUUAUCGUUUUAUUGUAUCGACUUAACUCAAAUACGAUCAGAGUGGCUUUGAAACGAUAUUCAUAAAAUAGCUCAAGCAGGCAAUGAAAAUAAUUCCACCCGAAAGAAAUAUUUUAUUUACAAAGUGAAAUUGAAGUGAUUUAAAAAAUUUCCAAAGAAAACCGCAAAAAAAAAUUUAAAAAAAAAAAAAUUGCUCGAGGUAAAAUAAUCAGUGUGUACGUGAACGUAAUUUUCCAAUAGAUCGAACCUCAAUCGAAUAAAAUUUAUACGGAAGAAGAACCAAAGUAUUUAGCAACAAUGACCGUUAGACCUUUUAUGGCUAUUUUGCCACAACAAACACAAGUCGGCGACGAAAUCGUUCUUAAAGGGAGAAUUAAAAACGACGCACAAAUAUUUUCCGUAAAUCUGACGCUGGAUUGUUGUCCGAAUCCACUUAAUAUUGCCUACCAAUUCAAAACCAAUUUUGUGGAAAAAUCAGUGUCGCAGAAUUACAAAAAAGUUGGCAUUUGGAAUGAAGGAACCGAGGAUGAAUUAUCAUGGAUUCAAGGACCCGGUCAAGAAUUUAUUAUAACGUUUCAUUUCGACGAUAACGAACUUUUAAUAUAUUCGGAAGAUGAGAAUCGAAAUUUUCUCUAUAAAUUCGACUACAAUUUUGAUAUUGGUGACAUUAAAGCCGUACAAAUAUGGGAUGACUUGGACUAUGUGACGGAGGUCAUAUACCGUUAUAAACCAAAUCAAUGAACCUCUCAUCAGGAGUAACAGUAACGAUGGACGUAGAAGAUAAAAAAAUAAUAAUAAUACAAUUGCAAAAUAUUGAACCUCCCGAAAAGGACACUGCGCCAAAACUAGACGAUGAAAUAUAAACGAGCAAUUAAACGCUUACACAACAAUCUCGUGUAUGAUUUGUCGGAAAAACAACAAAAACAACAAUCAAGUACAAUAUGAUUAUACUGUUUAUGUAGAACAAAUUAUUUUUAGUAGUAUUAUUCUAUAAGUUUCAAUCGAAUCAAAUUAAUAAAUUGAUCGAAUUGAUCAUCAACCGAA
Molecule: messenger RNA, 1422 nt
Organism: Contarinia nasturtii (swede midge)
Lineage: Eukaryota; Metazoa; Arthropoda; Insecta; Diptera; Cecidomyiidae
Exons: 4
Coding region: 676-1119 (147 amino acids)
Molecular function (GO): carbohydrate binding
Source: RefSeq, a predicted model, not a curated record